AUGGAAGUUGUGCCCGAUCCUGAGCCCGUACCUGGCCAGGCCGACCCGAUCUGCUAUCCGAGAAUUCUCACGACUAGAAAUGAGAUUGCCCACCUCGGUACGCCGCUUGAAGACUUUUCGACUUGGUCGGACUACCUCGUGUUUGCCUUGUCGGGCCCGACCGUCGAAAUCGAGUUCCGCCAUCACUUUCACGGCAACUUCUCCAUGAUGGCGUGCAAGAAGCUCCUGGUCGACUUCUCCCCGUAUUUCCGGGACAUCUUCAGCAAUCCCAACUUGGCCACGACCCAGGAAGGGCGAGUCACCUACGUCGUUGACAUGUGGAAUGAACCUUUCACCGUGAACCCGGGGAGCUUUGUGCUCCUAUACAGCAUCCUCCUGAGCGGUGGGACGGCCCCUCCCCUUGCCGGCGGCAAGCGCAGCGACUUCUGCGAGCUGAUGUCCGCGUGGGACCUGGCGCACAUCCUCGGCAUGCACAAAGUCAAUCUCUGGAUCAAGGGAGCGUUCACGGCCCAUAUCGCGCUUCUCCGGGACUUCUGGGAGGGAGAGUACAACAUGGCGCUCCAGGACCCCGAGGCUCCUUACCUUUUCCCUCACUCGGUCAUCUCGUCAGUGACGCGCAUGCAAGUCCAGCGGAUGCGAGUCCAGGACACCGCCGAGGCGUACGCUCGGGCUAAGACGCUGCCGGCCCAGUAUCUGCAGCUCGUGUUCCCGGAGGACUUCUUGCAACUUCUGCUGAGUGCCUGCCCUCGGAAGCUUCUCGAUUCUUGCUUCCACCAGAUCAACGGAAUCGCAGCAGGUGCUAUCUGCCGAGAGCUGGUUCACCAACAUGCUCUCUAA
Messenger RNA from Phialemonium atrogriseum, 837 nucleotides. RefSeq lists its product as uncharacterized. Lineage: Eukaryota; Fungi; Ascomycota; Sordariomycetes; Cephalothecales; Cephalothecaceae. The record is from RefSeq and is a predicted model, not a curated record. The transcript has 2 exons. The coding region runs from base 1 to 837 and encodes 278 amino acids.